UCUAAAAUGCUCAAUGACACAUUACUGACUGAAUUCCUCAUCUUAGGUUUCUCCAGUCUUCAGAAAUUGCAGCUGCUGCUAUUUUUCAUCUUUCUUGUUAUGUAUACCUGUACUCUGGUGGGGAACAUCUGCAUCAUUACCAUUGCCUGUCUGGAUCCUCAGCUUCAAACACCCAUGUACUUUUUCUUAGGGAAUCUCUCAUUUCUAGAUAUCUGUUACACCACUACCAAUGUCCCACAGAUGCUGGUGCACCUUGUGUCAGAGGAGAAAAGCAUCACAUACACUGGGUGUAUAGUACAGCUCUAUUUCUUUAUCUCAUUUGUGGGUACUGAAUGCGUCCUGUUGGCUGCAAUGGCCUAUGAUCGCUUUGUAGCUAUAUGCCAUCCUCUGAAGUAUGCAACCAUCAUGAGGAAAGUUCUUUGUCUCCAGUUGGUUGGUGCUUGCUGGGCAAGUGGCUUUCUCAACUCUAUUGUACAUACGUACAUGACUUUCCGACUCCCAUUCUGUGGGUCCAAUCAGCUCAACUACUUCUUUUGUGAUAUCCCACCCCUGCUACUGCUUUCCUGUGGAGACACCUUCCUUAACGAGAUAAUUCUGCUCGUUGUGGGAGUUUUCAUAGGAUGGGUUCCUUUUGUCUGCAUAGUCCUCUCAUAUGUCUACAUCAUCUCUACCAUUCUGAAGGUACGCUCAAGUGAAAGGAGACUCAAAGCAUUCUCCACCUGCACUUCACAUCUGACCAUUGUUCUCUUGUUUUAUGGAAGUGCCAUCUUCAACUAUGUCCGACCAAUAUCGACCUAUUCAAUGGAAAAGGAUAGGCUCAUUUCUGUCCUUUACAGCAUUGUUACCCCCAUGCUAAACCCCUUGAUAUACACCUUGAGAAACAAAGACAUGAAGGUUGCUCUGAAAAAAAUAUUUCUGAUGAAAUUGUAUUCAAAAUGAAAGCGAGGCUAUGUUUUGUCAUUUUCUUUACUAUUUAUUUGCCUAUUUGAGGUUCACAUCAUUUUCAGACUUGAUUCCAGAAUAGAAUCAUCUGAACAAAUUUAUCAUUAGUCGUUAUUAAAUUAAGAUCCACUGAUUACAAUGUUGGAUUUAUUCUCAAUAUAAUUAAAGUUGGCGUUAACUUCUAUCUCACAGAGUUCAAUACAAGCACCAUUGAAAACUGAAAGCAGGAAUGAAAAAGCAUAGCAUUUUGUUCAAAAUUAACUUCAAUUAAAAAGUAAACACAUCUUUGCCCCCCUCCCCCUUCCCGGUUCUCUAUGUGUGUUUGGUUCUGUGUACAUUUGGUAUAGUAAGUUACUCAUAUUUUCAUGAAAAGGGUGUGAUUUGUUUAUUAAAUGAUUUCAUAUUUGAACCAUAGAUGGCAAGUCUCAAAACUCUUAAGAGCAGUGGUUCUCAACCUGGGGUUCCCAGAUGCUUUUGGCCUACAACUCCCAGAAAUUUCAGCCAGUUUACCAGCUGUUAGGAUUUCUGGGAGUUGAAGGCCAAAAACAUCUGGGGAUCCCAGGUUGAGAACCCCUGCUUAAGAGAGAAGUGGUGUGAUUCACUCACAGUUUUAGGUUACCUCUCCUUUAAGAUGUUCAGAGCAGGAUAAGUUCUUCCUCCCCUUACUUAUCCUCAAUAUACUUAUUUUGAUAGCCCCAACUGAUUAUUGAAUAGGCCAACUGAAUUCUAAAUAUUAUUAUUGAACAAUGAAGUUAGUUUUGGCUUGGGAUUAUUGGGAAUGGCUGGGAAAAUAUUUUCCUCUUUUUAUUAAGAAAUCUCAAAAAUGUCUUAUAGAGUUUGGGUUUUAUUAUGUCUGGAUGUAUUAUAAGGUAGAGUGUAGAGAUUCUACCUAUUAUUGUUGUUGGGUAUGAUUAUUUUGUCUUAUAAUAUGAUAAAUAUCCAUUUUUCAACCUUUAGUGCUAGUUUCUGGGGCAAGAUGACAAGCAGACCGACAUUCAAACCACUAUGGCACACUGACUCAAUUAAAGUAUAUAAUUUACAAUCAAUGGGAUGAGCUAAUAAGACUGUUAUUUUGAAUUCAUUUCACUAAAUAGUCCUCUAUUUUAGCCCUUUUAUUUGUUUUUUGUUUAGCAAAAGCUUAU
Messenger RNA from Anolis carolinensis (green anole), 2084 nucleotides. Its product is annotated as olfactory receptor 5V1. The transcript has a single exon. Gene Ontology annotation, biological process: G protein-coupled receptor signaling pathway. Gene Ontology annotation, cellular component: membrane. Lineage: Eukaryota; Metazoa; Chordata; Lepidosauria; Squamata; Anolidae. The record is from RefSeq and is a predicted model, not a curated record. Gene Ontology annotation, molecular function: odorant binding; G protein-coupled receptor activity; olfactory receptor activity. The coding region runs from base 7 to 939 and encodes 310 amino acids.